This is a messenger RNA of Aspergillus wentii DTO 134E9, 2217 nucleotides long. RefSeq names its product VPS9 domain-containing protein. Lineage: Eukaryota; Fungi; Ascomycota; Eurotiomycetes; Eurotiales; Aspergillaceae. Gene Ontology annotation, molecular function: guanyl-nucleotide exchange factor activity; small GTPase binding. The record is from RefSeq and is a predicted model, not a curated record. Bases 1 to 2217 code for a protein of 738 amino acids. Gene Ontology annotation, cellular component: endocytic vesicle; cytosol. Gene Ontology annotation, biological process: vesicle-mediated transport. The transcript has 2 exons.
AUGGCUUCCAGUCCUUCCGGAAAUGGCUCCGACAAGCCUCGUCUACAUCAAACUCGAUCGUUCACCAGGAUGGAAACGUCAGAUAUGAACCCUUUCGCCCGCACCAGGGCUAAAACCGUCCAAUCCAUGGCAACCCCAGAAAUUGUCAGCCCGGAUGCGCAUCCAAUAUCGUUGGUGGAUGAAGAGGAGAAUACUGGCCCUGAUGUGUUUGAAAAGAGAGACUCUUCGGAUUCUGGCGUCGGAGACGAUGGGCAGCAGGGUGAUGAAGUCUCCAUGCUCUCCCGGGGCGUUCAGGAUCAGCCGGAAGAGCUUCCAAUUGAACUGGCUAGCUUAACUGAUCGGUUUGUUAACUCCCUGAGCGCCAAGACACAUUCUUCCCCUCCGACUAUCGAUAAGAUAUCGAUGCUCUUCCAGGAUUUCUAUGUCCGCGCAGAAUCGCAUAUAGCCACACAUAUCUCGGCCCUUGCAUCCCGAAUAAACCGUGAUCCCUCACCUCAGCCUCUCCCAAAACUACGCGGAAGCACCAAUAACAAGGGCACUCAAGAUGGCACAGAAAAGGCCAUCUCAGGCCGUCAAAUGUUGACGGCCUCAGAAGUUGCCGAGAAAAGAAAGGCAAGGAAAUUCCUUGCUUAUAAGCGUGUCGCCUUAGAAGAAGCCGUGGAACGGAAAGCUUGUGAAGGUAUAUACGACAAGAUAUGGCGGCACAAAGCUACAUUGGAUGAAGUUAGGGACGAGAAACUGCGCUCCAAAACAGCAGCAUUCAUGUUGGUCGGUAUUAAUCUGAAAGAUCUUGGUAUCGACCUCGACCACAACGCAAUCGAUGAACAGAAACAAAAAGAGGCUGACGACUGUCUCUCUGUCGCCCGAGAAUGUCUUGCGAAAAUGAAUGAUGAAAAAUAUCCUCUGGGGAAGCUCCAGCACCUUGCAGCCGCGCAUAAAGCUAUCGUCGAUGCCUUAACAAAGCUGCUCCCUUCAACUUCGUCUGCUGACGAAAUUCUGCCUACAUUGAUAUAUUCCCUGAUCACCUGUCCACCCGAGGGCAUCAACAUCAUAAGCAAUCUCCUUUUCAUACAACGGUUCCGAUCUUCAAGCAAAAUGGAUGGCGAGACCGCAUAUUGUUUGACUAACCUCGAAGCCGCAAUCUGUUUCCUGGAAAAUGUAGAUCUCUCCAGUCUGCGUGGGGAGGAAUCGCAGGAUGGCCAAACAAAGUCUGCCAGCAAUACUUCAACACCCUCGACUGAACAUAAUGACCCAUUCCCACCUACAAAGGAAGCGGCACAGGCUUCUCUAACAACGGUCUCAGCCUCGUCAGAAAUACUAAAGCCAAACGGCAAUGAGACCGCUUCAGACUCAUUGUCCAGGCCCCAGCAACCUGCAUCGUUGCAACAGCGACGACUGAACAAUCUGUUCCAACCCCCCUCGAAGGUUCUUGGCGCGGCCAAUGAUGCAGUUCGUAACACCGCCGAUCAAGGAUUGAAAAAUAUUGGGGCAUCACUAGAUAGCAGUCUCAACUUCUUCUUCGGUCGUCUCAAGGAAUUACAAGGACCGGGUGGCGAAGGAGGUAGUCCAGUAUUGCCUAAGACCUUGGCAGAGGCUCGUCGUCUGGUCACUUCUCCAUCUACUAGUGACAAUAAAAGCCUGGACGCAGAGGAUAAUGCGACCAAAGAGCCCACAUUGCUAGAAAGACCUUUGAUGAGACACGCUACCUCGAGAGCCGAAGAUCUAUUCGCAGGUAGGCGCUCCCGUGACAGGAGUGCCGAUAGCGUUAGGACUCAGGGAAGUUCCAAGAAGUCUAUUGCUGGAUCGAGUUUGUUCAAAGACGGCUCCUCACCGGGCCAUUCUCAGGCUUCACCUUCGAUACCGCCAUCAUCGACACCCACACCGCUAGAGUCCGUGAGGAACUUUGGAAACACUCUUAACCCACUCAACCAUAUUCCAGGGAUGAUCAAAAGCUUUGGUCGAAACGCCCCCGACACACCUGCACCCGGAGGCCCGGUAUCAUCACCAGCUGCAUCGGAAAGGCUCAAGACCUCUCCCGCUCCAGCAGAGAGACCUCCAAGUACCUCUAGCAGUUCUCCAAAGAUCGAUCCCCCCAUCCAGCGUUUCCUAGAAACCAAGCACGCAAACGACCUAACUAUCGGAGACAUCGCCACAUUACUUGAGGAUUAUAAGAGACUUGCCACGACGCUUUUCAAGCCAGGUGUAGGUUCCAAUUAA